AUCAUUUGUAAAUAAAAUGUUGUAUAUGAAUGUUUUAUAAUGUCAUUCAGUUGAUACUGUACAUUAAUGGUAGAAAUCGGUGUAGUACAAUGUCACAAGGAUUUCCCUCAUACACAGACAUGUGGAAUGCGCCUGUUAAUUAUGAGUUACAAAGGUCAUAUCAUGAAACCAUGCAGAAAUUCUGUUAUGUUAUUUUGCAGAUUUUGUAGUUUUGAAUUCAGUGCUAGAAUUUUAGAGGGUAAUUUUCAGAUUUUUAUGAAUUAGAAUAACCUUUGGGGUCUUUGGAUUUCGAUCUCCCGACAGUAAAGAUGGAUGAAUAAUUCCUCAACCCACCAGGACUAGUUUAAUUCAGGUUUUGCUUUUUGCCUGUUGAGGCAGAUGCUGAGUGUUCUUUUUUUUUACCAGCAGGACAGCAUACCGCUGCAUCAUUAAUUAUUAUUAUUAUUAUUAUUUAUUUCAUGAACAAAUGUCCUAUGACAAAGCAUCAGUCAAAAUCAUUUAAUCCAAAUUCUAAACUCAGCCUAACUGAAUAUAAUGCAGAUAACUCCAGAUAGAAUCGAAUCAUGCAUAAACAUGAGAAACCAAACAACUGAUUGCUUUGUUGUAAAAGGGGUUUUGACAGGCAUGUAGAAAUCUGAGAAUGGCUGGCACAAGUGCCAUUUGCAAUCCACUGAUAUAGUGUCACAUAUAAUGUAUAUUCCAAUCUUUAACAUAACACAUUAUUUUGUAAAAAACAAAAACAGUAAUACAUAAAGCACUUGUGUAUAGUGUAAUGCAUCUUGAUAUAAUGUGUAAAAUGUUUUUGGAACAUCAGGAUGAACUGUCUAGUCAUUGUGAAUAAGUAAAUAAAUAAAUUAAAAUAAAAUAGAAGCAAGUGAAUGUGUCAUGACAGCUGCUUUACUUCAAAAUCCAUCCCUGUAAACAACCCUGUACAAUGGUGUUGUUACUGAACUGAACAUGAAGAUCUCAGGACAUAAAUAGUGUGGUCUUAAGUCCUCUUUGGUUCCGGUCCUCUGGUGACUUUUGAAUGUUGCUUGUGAGACCACAUGAUGAAUCACACCAAUCAGAUUCUACAACAGCAGCUUACUGAUGGGCUGAUCUGCUGGCAGAAGAUUUCUGUAAAUAGGAUAACGCUUAUUAGUCCUUUAGCAUGACGUCACAACUUUGGGUUUAAUCGUUUAUUGGUCAUUCAGUUCCAUAGGCUGGAGAAUGUACAACUGUAUUUACUGUUGAAUCUAUCUGUAGUGUGAAAAGGAAAAUACUUAAGAUCAGCAUUAUGCAGGCUGAAAUCUGACAUGGAAACAACUGGAGUGGAUUACAAAUUGCUGUUUGAAGAUUUACAUUUAAGACAGACCAAACUUGGUUGGGAGAGUAAUUUUGGAUCUGAAACUGUUGGUGGAGGUCAUCGUAGAGGUGAAUAAAAAAAGUAUACAUUUUCUAUCUUCAUAGAUACUAGCACCAAAAGAUGGCUCUUUGGAAAGUGAAGUUUGACUUGAAAAAACGGGUAAAGCUGGCCCAGAUGCUGUGGCUCAUGUAUUGGUUAUCUAUCAUGGCUGGAGUGCUUGUCUUCAGUUUGGGCCUUUUCUUCAAAAUUGAGCUGCGGAAGCGAAGUGAGCUAAUGGACAACAAGGAAAGCCACUUUGUGCCCAACCUGCUAAUUGGUGUGGGACUGUUAACCUGCAGCAUCAGUGCCUUUGGCGGCAAGAUCUGCUAUGACUCACUGGAUUCCUCCAAGUUUACAAGGUGGAAGACAAUUAUAAAUCCAUUCCUCAUCUGCUGUUUGCUCUUCAAUGCUAUCCUCUUCUUCACUGCACUUUUGUGCUUCACCAUGCGCAUCCCUCUACAGUUUACCCUGGCAGAAGGCCUGAAGAAUGGCAUGAAAUUUUACAAGGACACAGAUGUACCUGGCCGCUGCUACAUGAAGAGAACGCUGGACUUAAUGCAGAUAGAAUUUCGUUGUUGUGGAAACAACAACUACAAAGACUGGUUUGAGAUCCAGUGGAUUAGCAACCGCUACUUGGAUUUCAGCUCUAAAGAGGUCAAAGACCGAAUCAGCAGCAAUGUUGACGGACAAUAUUUGUUGGACGGAGUCCCUUUCAGCUGCUGCAAUCCCAGCUCCCCAAGGCCCUGCAUUCACUACCAAAUCACCAACAAUUCUGCUCACUACAGUUAUGACCACCAUUCUGAAGAACUGAACAUCUGGACACGUGGCUGCAGGGAAGCUCUAGUCGUUUACUAUGGAGGACUGAUGAACACUAUUGGUUUACUGGUGCUUUUGGUUACUAUUCUUGAGGUUGCUGUGAUGGUGGGACUACAGUAUGUGAACACAUCUCUGUCAACACUGGUCAACCCAGAAGACCCUGAAAGUGAAAGUGAGGGCUGGAUCCUGGAGAAAACAUUCAAGGAAACCUUCACAGAUAUCAUGGCCAGAAUGAAGGCAAUGGGGAAAGGCAAUCAGGUGGAAGAGGGGGUGGAAGGUCAGGCAAUUUCUACAGUGAGCUGAAUACACUAAGCUUAUUGAACAUUGACUACUCCAUUCCUUCCAAAGUAGAGACUGCCUAUUUGGCAUUAUACAGCAUGAAGGUCAAGUCAGCUACAUUUUAUGUGGUUUAAUAUAAUUAUAAAAUGUGAGUCCAAAUCCCAAUGGAAAUGUCUCUACAUGCUGAGAGCUAUUUUACCUGAAACCAAAUUGUUUUUAAAUGUUAUGCUUCUUUUUCAUGUUAAAUAUAUAUUUUCAAGGCAUCAUUUAUUAGCUAUAAUCCAUUACAAACAUACCCACUCAUCUUAGUUUUUCUUCUGAUGGAUUGAGGAAGGCAUUAGCUGGCUUUAAAAUGCAAAACAGAUAGCAUAACAGUAUCAGUUCUAAAUGACUUCAAAAACAGUUAAAUACAAAGCAUUUAAUAAAAAAACAAAUACUAUAACCCAAAUAAGUUUCCAAUAUAUACAUAUAUGACUGCUCUCUAUCUCCAUUUACAAUAUUAGUAUGUAGGAUGUUGUCGAUUACUAUGUCAAUAACAAAUUACAUGCAUUAUACUUUAACCUUUGUGUCCCUUUUAUAUAAAGAAUGCAUGCUGCAAAUAAUCCAUUUCCUGUGCUGAUCAGAGUGAUGUGUGUAGAAAUACACGAGGAAAACAUUCUAAGAAAGUAGCUACACACUGCAUUUUAUUGCCUCUGUGUUCUUUAGUGAGCAAUACUGGUUUAACAUGCAGAACGAACUUGGCUUAUUUGCAUAACAGCAACUCAUUUGCAUAACUCAGGGAGAAACCAUCCAUACAAAUCAAGUAAUACUGAAACUACAAUGAUUAUAGAAGUCUCUCUCAUAUCUUUUUUUUUAAUGGCUUUUUAAUUAAGAGAGAUCUAUCUACUGUAGAUCCUGAUCACGUUUCCGGUUUAGCCAGUGAAACACUUCUGUGGCGCUUACACAGUGAAUUAAAAUAUAGUAAUGGUUCAAAUAGGUAUACUUUUUGGCAUGAGGUACUUGCUUUUUGACACAUAGAUGCAAUAAAUACUGAUUUUAUAUAUAGAAUGUAUCUUAGAAACUUUACAGAGAUAACAAAAGCUAUUGACACAAGAAAAGGAUUUACAACUGACUUUCCCCAAAACAUUGCAAAGUUAAGGGAGAGUGUUCAGUGUAAUCAUCUUUGUGCUGCAUGGCUUUACUUGGCCCUGAGCAAAUUAUAGGAAUGGAAAGGGAUUGUCCUGUAAGUGGGGAAAUAUGAAACAAGUUUAGAAGUAACAUGAACGCAGGACGCAUUAGAAGUGGCAGCUAAAUUUUGACCUGAGACCUCUGAACUUCUCUAGUUCACCUGGUUUGUGUCCCCAUGCUUGAAAAUAUGCUUUUCUGUGAGCAGUCACAAAAGACAUAAGACAUAAAUGUUCUAAUUUCAUUGUAAAUAGUGUAGAGUUCUAUGUUUCUUUACUUUUUCAAGUGAAUCAAUGUAAGCAAGCUUUAAUUUAAA
Messenger RNA from Hemibagrus wyckioides, 3959 nucleotides. It is a transcript of the gene prph2a, whose product is annotated as peripherin 2a (retinal degeneration, slow). Gene Ontology annotation, biological process: visual perception. The record is from RefSeq and is a predicted model, not a curated record. Bases 1466 to 2503 code for a protein of 345 amino acids. The transcript is spliced from 3 exons. Gene Ontology annotation, cellular component: membrane. NCBI's taxonomy places the organism in Eukaryota, Metazoa, Chordata, Actinopteri, Siluriformes, Bagridae.